AGGAAGUAGAGCGUGGUCGUCUUAAAAGUGGACUGAACCGCCUGUCAAUGAACUGAACUGAAGCAGGUGCAAACCCGGGAAUCUAACCAGCAUGGCUCAGAAGCUGCUGAUAAUCGACACAGACUGUGGCAUAGAUGAUGCUCUGGCUAUCAUAGUUGCUCUGGCAGCUCGUGGUGUGAAGGUGUUGGGCAUCACCUGCUGCUUUGGGAACACUGCUGUGGAUAAUGUGUGUCAGAAUGUGAUGCGAGUUCUGACGGUCUGUCAACAAACCCAGAUUCCAGUUUAUAAAGGGUCUGCUGGUCCUCUAAUCGGACCUGUGACAGGAUUUAAAGAUCACUUUGGCACAGAUGGACUUGGAGAUGUUCUGGAGAAUUCUGAGAUUUGGAAAGGGCAGAUUCAGAAAGAGCAUGCUGUUCAUGCUUUAAUAAGACUGGUAAAUGAAAACCAGGGAGAGGUUUCACUCAUAGCUCUUGGUCCACUGACUAACUUGGCUUUGGCUGUUAGAUUAGAUCCCACCCUCCCUCAGAAACUCAAGGAUCUGUACAUUAUGGGUGGUAACAUGGAAGGCAAGGGAAAUCUGACACCAUCUGCAGAGUUUAAUUUUAGUUUGGAUGCCGAAUCAGCUCAUAUAGUUUUGGAGGAAUAUACAUGCUCGACACACAUCGCAACCUGGGAGUUCACUUGCAGAAACAAACUAUCUUGGGAGUCUUUUGAUGAGCUGGUCAAUCAGGAUACAUCAGCUGCUCGAUUCAUGAAGAAGAUAACCUCCAAGUGCUGGGCCUACUCUAGAGAACCUCGCAUCAGCAACAAAGAUUUGCUCUUUGGGCACGGGUUUGUACCCUACGACGCCUUCGCUGUGGCAGCUUGUGUGGACAGCAGCGUGAUCACAGAGAGUUUACAGUGUGCCGUACGUGUGGAGGUACAAGGUCAACUGGGACGAGGCAUGAUGGUUGUGGACCCAGCCAAUACACUGAAGAAAGGCCAUCUUGUCUUUGUGAUGAGGACAUGUGACCUUAAAAAGUUCAGCUUGAUGCUGAAAGCAGCUUUGCAAAUAGCAUAGAAAUGCUUCUUUGAAAUAGAUUUGUAUUACAAGAUUUCCAUUUUCAAAUGUAGCAUCCUUUGCACUUUAUUGGUGCAACUAACCCUGUACUGAUAUCGUUCCAAACCCUUAAAGGGUUACUCCACCCCAAACAUUUUGUCAUUAAUCACUUACCUCCAUGUCAUUCCAAACCUAUAAAAGUUCCGUUCGUUCUAUCUGCACAACUAAAACAUUUUAAUGCUUAAGAUGUCAUAAAAGUAAUUGAUAUUAACCAUUCAUUGAUUAAAUAUGGAAGAAAAGCCUAAAUUAAUUCUAUUCAUCAUAUAAAGUGAUCAGGUCUCUUUUCAGAAGAAUUGGAUUAAACUUCUUGAUUUAUAUGGAUUGUUUACAAUAUUUUUAUCACUGUUUGAAUCAUCAAACUGUUCAUUGCAUGGACAGAAAUAUUUGUGUUUUGAAAAUGUAAAUCUAGGUUUAAAACGAGAUGAGGUGAGUAAAUGACAGUUUUCAUUUUUGGGUGAACUAUCCCUUUAAUUUAGGCAGAAAUAAAAUAAGAAGUCAA
Onychostoma macrolepis is the source of this 1598-nucleotide messenger RNA. RefSeq lists its product as uncharacterized. The record is from RefSeq and is a predicted model, not a curated record. Gene Ontology annotation, molecular function: hydrolase activity, hydrolyzing N-glycosyl compounds. The coding region runs from base 92 to 1060 and encodes 322 amino acids. Lineage: Eukaryota; Metazoa; Chordata; Actinopteri; Cypriniformes; Cyprinidae. The transcript has 6 exons.